AUGGGGGCGGAUUCGACGCCGGUUUGUCAUCGCCGUGACCACUUGGCAGCAACAGUGACGCGCCAGCGGCGGCAGCUCCCGAGCGAGUGGCGCCGUCUCGGCACACCGGCAGCGUCAUCGUCAUCGUCGUCGCCGGCGGUGGCGGCGGCGGUGGCGGCACGUCCCCGAAGCCGGCGGCCAACAUGCCGGACGGCAAAGGCCGCCCGCGAGCUCCCCGAGGAGCGCGGCCGCUGCGCGACGGACGACGCCCUCCAGAAGGUCGCCGCCGGCGGCGGCACCAAGAUUGGGCCACGACUGCGGGGUGUACAACAGCACCGCUGUCGCACGGAAACCUCAAGCGGAGACCAGGGAGGGUGGGGCCUCAUUCCUGGGGCGAACGCGGAGCUCCGCCCGGAAGCCGACCUGACGUCGAACUGCUUCGACUUCCCGGCAAACAACUUCGACCGCGAGAACUCGAUCAAGGCCGUGAACGGGGGAAACACGCCGUACCUCCCGCUGACGGUGGGGGAGGACGCCGUCGACUUCACCCUGCACGACCUCGAGGGCCGGCGGUGGAACCUCGGGGAGACCCUCGAGCGGACGGGCCUGCCCGUGGUGAUGGUCUGGGGCAUGUUCAUCUGCCCCGGGUUCCAGGGGUACGGGACGUACCCCCCCUGGGACAAGUGCGGCUAUCGUGACGAGUACGACCUGGUGGAGGCGUACGGGGGAAAGGCGACGUUCGUGCACCUCUACGGCCCGGAGCCGCACCCCGCCAUGCCCGGGACAAACUUCGACAUCGGCACGACGUGGCAGGCGUUUUGGUCCGUCUACCCGCAGGCCACCAGCUACGACGAGCGGGCGGCCAUGGCCCAGAGAAUAAACCGCCUGAUCCAUCCAUCUCAGGACAUUCUGGUAGACUACUUGCCGGGAAACCCGUACAGCGAGCUCAUCCAGCCGGUGUGGUGCUCGUACUCGAUGGGGGCGAGGCCGGUGACGGUGGUGUCCCCGGACGGGAAACUGUUCUUCCAGCGGGCAUGGUUCCACUCGGAGCACGUCGGCAGGGCGAUCGACGAGUAUUGGUGCCAGCAGGAGCAGCAGCAGGAGCAGGAGGAGGGGGAGGCCCUGAGGCGGCGGAGCGGAGACAGCCCGCUGCAGGAACGGGAGGGGCUCCGCCAGGAAGAGGGAGGGGGGCUGGGAGGCUUCCGCGGCACCGCAAGCGGGGGAGAGGGACCGCCCCCGGGGGAGAGAGAAGCGGGGGCGAGCGACGCCGCCGGCGACAUGGGGGAGCCUGGCAUCCCGCCGCUGGCGGGAGUGUUAGCGCGGAGGGGCGAAGAGGGUCCCUCCUCCUCCACACCCCCGUGGUAGGCAGAGUACGAGAAGAAUGGCGACAUAUUCGUUGCCGUCAAAGGGAGGUGCGGAGGGAUGGGAGGGUUAAAGGCGGCUGGCUGUCAGGGAGUCGUGCCGACUGACCACUAGCUUUGCGAAAAAAAAAAUGUUACCUGGCUCAUAUUGACGGGUUUUCCUGAGGGCGUGGACAGUUUUCUGGGCGUUGUUGCGGGAGCAAGGACGUUCUGAAGAACCCAUGGUUCAUGUCCGGUAGUGGAGGACUGCUGCUUGCGCCAAGAGAACGGAAAGUUCGAAGCGGGGUUUGUACAGAACAGCAGGAAUGUGAAAAAUGGGGUGGAGGAUGGGGUGUCGGAAUGCUGUGUGCGUUUCCCACGCUUGCUUGAAGUUCCUCUUCACGGCCGCCCCCUCUGGCGUAUGGUGUUUUCCUUUAUGUGGUUGGGGGUGAUGGUUACGUCUGUGAGUUGUUGGUGCCGUGGUUGAGCCUGGCUGUAUAGGAAAAGUAGGGCGGACAAUCAGCUGUUGACAACCGACCGAAUGCCAAGCGUGGGACAUGAGGGCACAGGCGAGCCUGGGCGUGUCAAUUUCCACGGAAAAGCUUCAGGCUUUGGUUGGGUCCCGCAGUUUAGGUGGCUGUGGGAGAUGAAUACACGUGCACGAUUCCAUUC
Messenger RNA from Ectocarpus siliculosus, 1991 nucleotides. Lineage: Eukaryota; Phaeophyceae; Ectocarpales; Ectocarpaceae. The record is from the annotation of a GenBank genome assembly.